This is a messenger RNA of Arvicanthis niloticus (Nile rat), 2775 nucleotides long. NCBI's taxonomy places the organism in Eukaryota, Metazoa, Chordata, Mammalia, Rodentia, Muridae. The record is from RefSeq and is a predicted model, not a curated record.
AUCUCAGGCCCUUCUCUUUCUGAGUAGAGGGGGAAGUAAGGGUGUUUCUGUAUUUAUGGAUUUACACAGCAUCUCUUGGGGGCAUUUGAUACUUUUCCACCCCCUUUUAAUAUUCAGGCUCAAAAAUUUCAUUUCAAUAUACUUUCUUCUUUAAUAAUAGUUCUUUCUCCCUUCGCAAUGACUUGUUUUGGUCAGGUCGAUAUACAUGUAUGCAUAUAUGCUAUAUGCAUGUGAAUGUAUUAUGUAUGUAUGCAUAUAUAUGUAUGUAUAUUUAAUGUUUUGCUCAGUCUCACCUGGAAACACAAACACAAAAGGGAGCUGAGCUGAGAUUCUUCAUUUUCCCACCAUCUUCUCUAAUUUGAGAUGGGGGGGAUGGGUAAACAAUCAGAUGCCAAAGAUGCCCUAGCCUACCCAGAAAGCUUUUAAUUUUGUUCCUAGGUCUUUAACGCCAGAAGAAGCAAAACAACCAAUCAGUAAAGUGUUUAGCGAAGUCACAUGCCCCCAUCAACCAAUCAGCAAAAAAAAGGGGUUCAAGCCCUAGACUUCCAGAAAUGACGUCAAGAUCAUUUGCAUCCCGCUGCCUCAACCUGUCUAGUACUGCUGGGACCCUGUCUUCUCCAAGGCCCCUUGGCCGAGAGGGUUGGGUGAGUGUGUAUGGGAGAGGGAAAAUGAACUUCAGGAUUCUUGAAUGGGGUAGGGCAGCUCAGGCUCUCCAGCCUUCUAAGCUCAGCCUGGGCCCCUCCCCAUCCAACCUCCACUGAAGCCCUCAUUGAACUUCCUCUUCCUGCGAAAGAGGGGCGCUGCCCUGUGACCUACACAGACUGCAACACGAUUGCCAUAAUGGAGACCACUGGAAAGGCACUGGAGCCGAGGCCCACAGGGCACACUGGAGGCCGGAGAGGAGACUCUGGGCGGGGGCUGAAUCACAGCCUCCCGACAGUCCCCAAUGCCCAGACAUUGGAGUCGAGCUGGGAGCCACCCAUUUUUUGCAAGGGAGGAUUGUCAGUCUGGUGGGGUGUGCAAUGGUGAGCACCCCAGCUUCUGCCAGCCAUCCCCCACCCCACCCCCCAGCAGCAGCACCACCACCACACACACAAAAAAUUGGAUACAUUUUGAAUAAAGCGAUUCGGUUCCUUAUCCGGGGACUGGGUUGCUCGGUGUGAUUGGCCGGCGGAGUCACAUGGUGAAAGUAACUUUACAGGGUCGCUAGCUAGUAGGAGGGCUUUAUGGAGCAGAAAAACGACAAAGCGAGAAAAAUUAUUUUCCACUCCAGAAAUUAAUGAUCAUGAGCUCGUAUUUGAUGGACUCUAACUACAUCGAUCCGAAAUUUCCUCCAUGCGAAGAAUAUUCGCAAAAUAGCUACAUCCCUGAACACAGUCCGGAAUAUUACGGCCGGACCAGGGAAUCGGGAUUCCAGCAUCACCACCAGGAGCUGUACCCACCACCGCCUCCGCGCCCUAGCUACCCUGAGCGUCAGUAUAGCUGCACCAGUCUCCAGGGGCCCGGCAAUUCGCGAGCCCACGGGCCGGCCCAGGCGGGCCACCACCACCCUGAGAAAUCGCAGCCGCUCUGCGAGCCGGCGCCUCUCUCAGGCGCCUCUGCCUCCCCGUCCCCAGCCCCGCCAGCCUGCAGCCAGCCAGCCCCUGACCAUCCCUCCAGCGCCGCCAGCAAGCAGCCCAUAGUCUACCCUUGGAUGAAAAAAAUUCACGUUAGCACGGGUAGGCAACUUUGCUUUUUGCCCCCUCCCUUCCCCGGCGCUCCCCACCCUCCCUGGCCCCCUCUGGCCCCGUCCUCCUUUCUCUCCUUCCCCCUCUCUCUCCAGGAGCGACUCUGGGUUAGCACAAUUGAACUGGAUUUACGAGCGAGAAUGGUGAACCCCAAUUAUAACGGAGGGGAGCCCAAGCGCUCGAGGACAGCCUACACCCGGCAGCAGGUCCUGGAAUUAGAGAAAGAGUUUCAUUACAACCGCUACCUGACCCGAAGGAGAAGGAUCGAGAUCGCCCACUCGCUGUGCCUCUCUGAGAGGCAGAUCAAAAUCUGGUUCCAAAACCGUCGCAUGAAAUGGAAGAAGGACCACCGACUCCCCAACACCAAAGUGAGGUCAGCGCCCCCGGCCGGCGCUGCGCCCAGCACCCUCUCGGCAGCCACCCCCGGCACUUCUGAAGACCACUCCCAGAGCGCCACGCCGCCGGAGCAGCAACGAGCAGAGGACAUCACCAGGUUAUAAGACAUAACUUAAACCCCUGCCCCCACCCUGUGCUCCGUGCCCCCUCACACACAAAUUGACUCUUAUUUAUAGAAUUUAAUAUAUAUAUAUUUUUGGUUGUUUUUUUCUCUCUUCCUCCUGCCUCCUCCCUUGUCAGUUCCAAACAGACAAAACAGAUAAACAAACAAGCCCCUUGCCCCUUUCCCUUCGCUGUUAAGGACCCCUUUAAGCAUGUGGUGUUGUCUUAGCAUGGUACCUGCUGGGUUUUAUUUUUUGUUGUUUUGUUUUGCUUUGCUUUGCUUUUUAAGGCCAUUGGGGGGGUAUUUAUUUUUUAAGAAAAAAAGCUGCAAAAAUUAUAUAUUGCAAGGUGUGAUGGUCUGGUUUGGGUGAAUUUCAGGGGAAAUGAGGAAAAGAAAAAGGAAAGGGAGAUUUGUAAGUGGAUUCUCAUCCUCUCUCCUCCUUCUUUCUCCCCCUCUUUCCUUAGGCCUUUUGCAUUGAAAAUGCACCAGGGGAGGUUAGUGAGGGGGGAAGUCAUUUUAAGGAGAACAAAGCUAUGAAGUUCUUUUGUA